AUGGCCGUCGACCUCAUGGGUUGCGGCUACGCCCCGUAUGGCCACGCGGCCGAGGCCGAGGAGCAGUUCCAGGAGGCCGCUGCCGCGGGGCUCCGCAGCCUCGAGCUCGUCAUCUCCUCCUUCUCCUUCGGCGCCGGCUGCACGCCGCCCCUCGGAGAGAUGGCCGACCAGGCGGUGUCCAGGUUCCGCCGGGUCAUCAACAUCCUCGACCGCACCGGCCACGCCCGCUUCCGCCGCGGCCCUGUUGGAGAUGCCGCCGACUCGUUGACUCCCCCUCCUGAAUCCUCUGCUCCUCCUCCGAUGCCGGCCCAGGCACCGGCACCGGCACCGGCUGUCUCGCCGCAGCUGGCGCCGCAGAAAAGCAUGACGCUGGACUUCACGAAGCCUUUGAAGGCGCCGGCGGCGGCCUCGGCUGCCGCGCCUUCGGUGACGUCGACUUCUUUCUUCUCGUCCGUGACGGCGGGGGGCGAGGGCAGCGUGUCGAAGGGCUGGAGCCAGCUGGUGUCCUCCGGCAAGCCGCCGCUCCCGGCUGGGACCAAACGCAAGCAACGCCAACAGCAGACGCGCUGCGCGCACUCCGACGCCGCCGCCGCGGGUGGCCGGUGCCACUGCUCGAAGAAGCGCAAGAACCGGGCGAAGUACACGACGCGCGUGCCCACAGUAACCUCGGGCGCGGCGGACAUCCCCGGCGUCGGCGACAAGUACUCGUGGCGCAAGUACGGGCAGAAGACCAUCAAGGGGUCCCCUCACCCCCGCUGCUACUAUAGGUGCGGCACCGUCAAGGGGUGCCCGGCACGGAAGCACGUGGAGCGCGCCACCGACGACCCCGCCAUGCUCGUCGUCACCUACGAGGGCGACCACUGCCACGACACUUGGCCGCCGGCCGCCGCAAAUUAA
Triticum turgidum subsp. durum (durum wheat) is the source of this 897-nucleotide messenger RNA. NCBI's taxonomy places the organism in Eukaryota, Viridiplantae, Streptophyta, Magnoliopsida, Poales, Poaceae. The record is from the annotation of a GenBank genome assembly.